GGACGGCCAAUCAGCGGGCGCGCGGCGACAUGCCCGAGAGCCGCGGGGUUGGGGGGCGAUGAGGAGGCGGGGUCUGUCCGCGCAGCUGAAAGGGUUGAAAAUUUGUUGAGUCCUGAGGUGUUCAAACUGAAAAAGACUUUCCUCUCUCACUGGCAAUCUCCACCAUGAUUCAUAGCCUUUUCUUGAUCAACUCCUCUGGAGAUAUUUUCCUGGAGAAACAUUGGAAAAGUGUGGUCAGCCGUUCUGUUUGUGAUUACUUUUUUGAGGCACAAGAGAGAGCAACUGAGGCAGAAAACGUACCACCAGUCAUCCCUACCCCUCACCACUAUCUCUUAAGUGUAUACCGGCACAAGAUCUUUUUUGUGGCUGUGAUCCAAACAGAGGUCCCACCGUUAUUUGUCAUCGAGUUCCUUCACCGAGUAGUGGACACAUUUCAGGAUUAUUUUGGAGUCUGUUCAGAGCCAGUGAUCAAAGACAAUGUGGUUGUGGUUUAUGAGGUAUUGGAAGAGAUGCUUGAUAAUGGGUUUCCACUAGCUACGGAGUCAAACAUCCUCAAAGAGCUGAUAAAGCCUCCCACUAUUCUUCGAACAGUUGUCAACACCAUAACAGGAAGCACCAAUGUGGGUGACCAGCUUCCCACCGGGCAGCUGUCCGUGGUGCCGUGGAGACGGACUGGGGUGAAAUACACCAAUAAUGAGGCCUAUUUUGAUGUGAUUGAAGAGAUUGAUGCCAUCAUUGAUAAAUCAGGUUCCACCAUUACUGCUGAGAUCCAGGGAGUGAUUGAUGCCUGUGUCAAGCUGACUGGAAUGCCUGACCUUACGCUUUCCUUCAUGAACCCCAGGUUGCUGGAUGACGUCAGCUUCCACCCUUGUGUUCGUUUCAAGCGCUGGGAAUCGGAGCGUAUCCUCUCCUUCAUCCCUCCUGAUGGAAACUUUCGCCUGCUCUCUUACCAUGUCAGUGCCCAGAAUCUUGUGGCAAUUCCAGUGUAUGUCAAACAUAACAUCAGUUUCCGGGACAGUAGUUCACUUGGACGCUUUGAAAUAACGGUGGGACCUAAGCAGACUAUGGGGAAGACCAUUGAGGGAGUGAUUGUCACCAGCCAGAUGCCCAAGGGCGUCCUGAAUAUGAGCCUCACUCCAUCUCAGGGGACGCACACGUUUGACCCAGUUACCAAGAUGCUGUCUUGGGAUGUAGGAAAAAUAAAUCCCCAAAAGCUACCAAGUUUGAAGGGGACCAUGAGUCUUCAGGCUGGAGCUUCCAAACCAGAUGAGAAUCCCACGAUUAACUUGCAGUUUAAGAUCCAGCAGCUGGCCAUUUCUGGACUCAAGGUGAACCGCCUGGAUAUGUAUGGAGAGAAGUACAAACCCUUUAAGGGCAUAAAAUACAUGACCAAAGCUGGAAAGUUCCAAGUUCGAACCUGAAGGGAGAGUUUUGCAAAGGGAACAGUCACGAACACUUUUUCCUUUCUUACUUGUCUAAGAGUAAAAAAAAAAAAAAAAAAAAAAUCAGCCUGUCUCCUAAGUCAGUCCCCUUCUGGACCCACCUGCUCCCUUUUUUCCUUCGCCUUCAGUGCCUGGAACUAAUCAAAGGAGAAAAGGGUCGCCAGGGAGGAUGGGACAGAACUGAAACACAGCACCAACCCAGUUCUCAAAGAGGAGCUGUAUGAUGGAGGCCAGAGGGACCUGAUACCGUAUUUAGCUGUUUUUAACAUGGUUACCCUAGGAAAACACUAGCAUUUGUUACUUGCUUGGCUUUAUUAUCUAAAGUCAAUGAAAGCCUUCUUUGUUAUUAUUUUUUAAGGUGGGAGGGAAGGAAGGAAGGAAGGAAGGAAGGAAGGAAGGAAGGAAGGAAGGAAGGAAGGAAGGAAAGAAAGAAGGAAAGAAAGGAAACUUUGGAAGAAAAUGAAUAUUAGUCAAGCAAAGGCCAGUUAAGGAUCUGAUCUAUGAGGGGGAAGAAAGUGGAAACAGUUUUGAACAAGUAUGAGGACACAAAGUGAAAGUCGCAAGAAAAAUAAGUCCCAUGUGGGGGAGGGUUAGAGAGGGUAGAGGUAGUUUCUUUUUGACCCCUUUACUUUCAUAUAUUUAAAAAAUUUCUUUUGCACUUCUAGAAAUGAACUGGAAAUUUCUAAAUAUAAGUCCACUAUUGAUAUGGAAAACCCCGGUAAAAUCAGGUUUUCCCUUGAAGACCAUGACUUUAUGUGACCAGUUUCAGACACUAGCUGCUGCUUUGCCUUUAGCACUUGGUCUGUCAUCUUCAGUGAGAAGGUGACUUGCCCUUUCCCCAGUGGUGGCUGCCAGAAAUGCCUCUCUGCCUAACCCACAACAAUUCUACUCACUUUACAGAAUCUAUCAGCUUUUUCCUGUUACCUAAGGAGAGUUUCAGAAAAGGCAAUCCAGGGCAACUGUAUUUUGUAUGUUAUAGUAUUGGAGUGUAGACAGCCAGCUCAUUCUUCAUGAAGGUGUAGCCCAACUAUAACCCAGUGAUUCCUCAUUUUCAUUUGUCAGUGCUGGACUGCUGCUCCUAGAGCCUCAGCCGUCCUGCCUGAGACUUUUCCUUCUGUAACCCAAAGUAAAUAGAAUGCUUACCAUUGAGGGUGUGUUUCAUCCUUGAAGCUGCUCAGUCAAGGUAUUUCCUCAGUCUUUUGUUCUCUCUCAUGUAUUUAUGAACAAUAGAUAUCUAACAGUUCAUUUUUCUUUUAAGGCUACCCCCUGCCCCCACCAAACGCCCCGAAUUUUUUGAAUAAAACUAACGGAAGAUCGGCCAUGUUGAUCAUGUGUAACUCAAUUUCAGAAACAUGGCAACUGAAGGAUUACCUCAGGCUUUCCCAAUGGGUAAUUUUUAUUCUAGUUUAGUGGGUCUAUUAUCCAUUUAAAUAUUUAUGUAAAAGAUAGGUUUUUAAAAAUUGUAGCUUAAGUAGUGAUAGUGCGCUCUACUUCGUGCAUGGAGGAAAAUGAAGACCUGUCAUCUCCAAACCCUACGAUUUUUCUCCAAAGCCUUAUAUCCAGAAUACUUAAGUGUUCUGUUUGUUUGUUUGUUUGUUUUCCUAGUUUUAACUUCCUACUUGCUGGACUUGUUUUUGCUGUAGAGUCAUGUUGCUGUGUGGUUUUUCUCUGGGAUACAUUGUGACUAUGCAAUGUGUUUCAGAUUCCAUCACUCUUGCUUUCCUAUGUCCCAUAUACACACCUACCGUGGUCAGGGAGACAUCUCUACUGUGGAUUGCAGAAUACUUAGAAUCACUUCUCCCGAGGGCUCUGGAGGAUUUUAAAGUUUCACAUAAAAUAACCAACUUAAUCCCUGAAUAUUUUUAGUUGUUUGAGUCCAGCUGUUUUAUUUCCUCCAGGGCAGCUCAUCCUAAUCUCAAGCGAAGAAGGAAGUUAAGGAGAAAUAAAGUAUCUAGGGUUAUGGGACCUGCAGACCUUAGCAUAGAAGUGACUAU
Pteronotus mesoamericanus is the source of this 3436-nucleotide messenger RNA. RefSeq names its product adaptor related protein complex 3 subunit mu 2 (gene AP3M2). The transcript is spliced from 9 exons. The coding region runs from base 165 to 1421 and encodes 418 amino acids. Gene Ontology annotation, cellular component: clathrin adaptor complex; cytoplasmic vesicle. Lineage: Eukaryota; Metazoa; Chordata; Mammalia; Chiroptera; Mormoopidae. Gene Ontology annotation, biological process: intracellular protein transport; endocytosis. The record is from RefSeq and is a predicted model, not a curated record.